UCAGGAGGAGACGUGAGAGUUGGGACUACUGACACUGAUCUUUUCCCUUUACCCCCCGCCUCUGAGACAAAGACGGACAGGAGCAGCCCUGCCUGAGCGCUGGGAAAUAAGAGCCCUCCCACCCCGCUCCCGCCAGGGCCAAAGGAGCAGGGAAAGUUGCCUGGAGCCGCCCCCUCUCUAGGCGAGGGGAAAGCUGGAUGCGGGGGAGCGAGCCUGGAACAAACCUCGCCUGAGCUUGUGGGCAGAGCCGCGAGCAGGGAAGGCUGGGAACAGAAAAGAGGCAUUUCACGCUCUCGGCUGAGUCACCCAAGUGUAUAAAACCAAGGCCGGGCAGUCGGAGCCGCUCGGAGCGGAGACACGAGGCAGCGGGACUUUGGGACAGAUCUUGGAAAUUGAUUGCAAGCCACUUCGGAGAAGGAUGUUUCCAGGCUUGCUCGUCCUCUCUCUGCUGGUGGGGAGCACAGCGGCUGGCCCGGUGAGCAGAGCAGAGCCUGCAGCAUCCAGGGAUGUCACCACCUUUUUCCAGCUGGCUCAGGAAGACCCUUGGGAGAACGUUAAUCUCACCAGCAUGUCCUGUGAGGAUCGGAAGAACAGGACCUGGAUCACCCUGCAGCUGACCAACAGCAGCCUGACAGCUUUCCCUGUCUGCCUUCCCGAGGCCCUGGAGACCUUGGACCUCAGCAACAACCUCUUGGAAGAGGUGAACGGCUCGGACAUCGCGAACCUGCCGCGGCUGCGCGUCCUCUCGCUGAGGCACAACCGCCUCUGGGCGGUCUCGUGGGGACCUGAAGCCCUCAGCAGCCUCCUCAAGCUGGACUUGAGCUUUAACAAGCUGUCGUCUGUGCCAUCCUGCCACAGCUCUGCCCUGCCCAACCUGAGGUGGUUGUCCUUGGCUGGAAAUCCACUGCUGGAAAUCCAGCCGCUGGCUUUUUCCUGCUCCCCUCAGCUGCAGGUGUUGAACCUCUCUGCGACCCUGCUGGGGCAGGAGGACAGCAGAGGAAUUAGGGAAUCUGCUUUUGCCAUCAGCACAGCUCCCAGGGAGGCCACGGACAGGCCUGGAAACUCCAUCCAUGUGCUUGAUCUGAGCGGGACUUUCCUUGAGAAAAUUCAACCAGAGUGGACCAGAGACUUGCCCAACCUCAGAUCCCUUCACCUGACAAAGAUGCCACGAUUAAGAAGCCUCGACACUGACUUUGUGAAGUCCAUGCCUGGUCUCCAAGAGCUGCACUGCCAGGACUCCCCUUCCCUGGGUUUUGUGAGGACAGAGAUGUUUGACAGUGCUCCUCAUCUGAGCCAUCUCUCCUUUGAGAACUGUAACCUCAGCUCCUUUAAUCCUUGGGACACCAACUCCUCGGAUGGCAUCACCAUCAACCUCUCUGGAAACCCUCUGUUCUGUGACUGCCAGCUCUCCUGGCUGCUCUCCAAGCCCAAGAGAGUUGUGCUGCAAAAGGCUGGGGAGACUUUCUGCACAUCCCAGGAAGAUGGGGGCAGACCUUCAACACCUGUUUCACUGCAAGAGCUCUACAGUAAAUGCCAGUCUGGGAGCAGCAAUGUCACACUGCCCCAUUCAGACACACCCUCUCCUGAUCAUGAUGCUCUCAGCUUUACCAGUUACGAUGCCACUGCUUCGGUAACAACAGACUGGGCUCUGCUCUCCAGAGACACUUACACCAGCUCCCUGAUCCUGGGGGAUUUAAUGAGUGCCACAGCCAACCCAGUGCUCACCAAAGACACUUCUACCAGCUCCCUGAUCCUGGGGGAUUUAAUGAGCGCCACAGCCAACCCAACGCUAACCAGAGACACUUACACCAGCUCCCUGAUCCAGAGGGAUGCAAUGAGCACAACAGCCAGUCCAGUGCUGACCAGAGACACUUACACCAGCUCCCUGAUCCAGAGGGAAGCAAUGAGCACAACAGCCAGUCCAGUGCUGACCAAAGACACUUCUACCAGCUCCCUGAUCCAGAGGGAAGCAAUGAGCACAACAGCCAAUCCGAUGCUGACCAAAGACACUUCUACCAGCUCCCUGAUCCAGAGGGAUGGAAUGAGCACAACAGCCAGUCCAGUGCUGACCAAAGACACUUCUACCAGCUCCCUGAUCCAGAGGGAUGGAAUGAGCACAACAGCCAGUCCAGUGCUGACCAAAGACACUUCUACCAGCUCCCUGAUCCAGAGGGAUGCAAUGAGCACAGCUCUGCACCCAACGGAGACAGAGCCGAUGCUCACAAAGGCCAACAGCUCCUCCCACCAGGAGGAGGCAGUUCCUGAAUCCACAAGCAAUCCCCCUUCCUUCACAUCCGUAACCUCCUUCCCGGUUUUCCUCAAAGAGCUCUUUGCUCGGUUUGGCUCCACGAGUCAAACAGGAACAGAGCAGCCCAAGGGAGAGCUCAGAACAACCGACACAACGUCUCCCCAGGAAGGCCCGUCCAGCCAGACCACCAGUCGUUAUUCUGCUGGAGGAACAGGAACCCCCAACACCACUGACCAUUCUGUUCACUCGUUUACCAGCCCUGGUGGGGAGGGCACCCCACAGGGCACCCCACAGCCGAGCCCCCCACAGCUGAACUCAAAGCCCGCUCCCACCAGGCCGCCGGCACACUACAUCGACUACUACGACUACGAUGACCAGCCGAAGGAAACCCCAGUGCAAGUGGGACACAUCUCCUGUGACUACAACCCCUGCAGGCACCUCCAGAAGCCGUGCAGUGAACUCCAGAGCGUGUCCCAGUGUUUAUGCCCGGGCAUGUCGACGGAGGAUGAGGUUCCAGACCCGCCGAGGCUCAGCGAGGUGACCGAAGUUACAGACAGCUCUGCCCUGAUUCACUGGUGCGCCCCAAAUUCGGUUGUUCACACCUAUGAGCUGCUGCUUCUUGCCCAAGGCAACGAGGACAGGCAGUUUGUCAUGGAUAAUAUUUAUCCCACAGCCAGGCAGUACACUCUGUAUAAUCUGUCACCAUACACCACUUACAACAUUUGCGUGACAGCUUCGAACAAAGCCGGGUCAAGCCAGAUAACAGACCAGGAAAUUCCAGGUAAUUCGUGCACCAGAUUUAAAACAAAACCCAGCUACAAGUCUGUCUUUGUUGCUCUGUCUGCAGCAAGUGGAUUCUUUCUCAUUACCACGAUUGUUUUGUCUGCAUGUCUGUGUAAGGCGUGUAAGAAGCCUCACAGUGAGCAGUAUGGUACACACUUGGUCUCCUACAAGAACCCGGCCUUCGAUUAUCCACUAAAAAUACAAACCAGUGAUUAGCUCUGGGUUACUGUUUUGCACAUUCAGAGCUCACUGUUUCCAUCACCUUGGUAUGUUUUUGGGAGACUCUCAAAGCAUCUUUCAGCAAAACUAUGAACAACCAGAUUUCAUAACCCUCCUGUUUCUAAGGGAGAGUAAACCACCAGAAAGAAAAACUAAUAAUGAAGGUAUCGACCAGAUAAAAGCCUCUGGACUGUGGUUCAUGUGUUAAGCAGCAGCAAAGCUGGACACUAACCUUGAAAAGCUGUUUUUAUAAUCACCUACAAAUAGAGUAGCAUGAAUUUUACACAGUGAGAGGCUCCCUGGCCAGCUGUCUGCCGCCAGUAUCUCAUGGACACAAUCAGCUGAGAGCCAUGAUCCAAGGUGCAUCUAGCUGAGCGUGACACACUCUGCUUUUAUUCACAGAGGGAAGUUGGGGGGUCAAUUUUUUAAAGGCAUUAUCCAAAAAGGGAGUGUUACUGGAAGGAGUGAGUGGGCUCAGUGACAAGGUGCUGUGCAGCUCUAACUCCAUUAAGCAACUCCAGAGGCUGCAGCUGCUCAGCCUCACUUCAGUUCAGGAAAAAGAAACAAAGAUUAAAUGUAAAAAGGACUGUGCAGGAUCCUUCGGGCAGGGAUCAUUGUUUUGUCUUAUCUUUGUGUGAUGUUGGAGUCUCCCAAGUGCUUCCACAAGCAGUUCCCAGGCAGUGGGGGUUUGCAGUACAGCACUGACCCAAGAAGUGGUAAGGGGAGCAUGGUAACAUUUGUUUCCCAAUGGAUUUUAAGUAGAGAUGGUUGUUCCAUCCCAGUAAUCCAUCCCAUCCCCAGAUUUAGCAGCUGAUUUACCUCAUAGAGGCAAAAAGAUGAGUAAUGAAACAAUUUAAUGUGUGUGUUGCUGAGACUUGAAAAACCGAAAUCCCAUCCCCUGGCAGCAGAGAGUUCUGCAGACAUCUCCCAGAUUAAUUUUUGGGUGCUACUUUCUGCUACAACGACAGUAAGAGAUGCUGACAAUCCCAGCUUUGAGCUUGCCCUUAAAAUUCAGAGAUGUCUGUGGAAGGGGAGGCAUUUGUCCCUGUCACAUACUUCCCCAGAGGUUUAUGUUCCAGCAACUGCUGUUCCUGUUGCUGUACAGACACUGUGUAAAGUCCCCCCAGACCUCCGAGGGAAAGGUGCUGUGCAGUGCAAGAGACUCUCUGUUCUGUUCUUUUUUAAUGCUUUCAGUAUUAACAGAAAUAAAAGCCACAGAGCUGAGUUCUGGUUCUUUGUUAAA
Molecule: messenger RNA, 4493 nt
Organism: Pseudopipra pipra
Lineage: Eukaryota; Metazoa; Chordata; Aves; Passeriformes; Pipridae
Gene: LRRN4
Product: leucine rich repeat neuronal 4
Exons: 5
Coding region: 419-3247 (942 amino acids)
Cellular component (GO): voltage-gated potassium channel complex
Molecular function (GO): voltage-gated potassium channel activity; transmembrane transporter binding; potassium channel activator activity
Source: RefSeq, a predicted model, not a curated record